Molecule: messenger RNA, 2250 nt
Organism: Uncinocarpus reesii 1704
Lineage: Eukaryota; Fungi; Ascomycota; Eurotiomycetes; Onygenales; Onygenaceae
Exons: 6
Coding region: 1-2250 (749 amino acids)
Source: RefSeq, a predicted model, not a curated record
AUGGAUGAAGCGUUAUAUGAAGCAGAGACUGACGUUGACAGGCUGCUCAGAUCCGCAAGAGAGACCAUCGACUCUGCCCAACUCUCGGCAAUUGAGCAUUUCCAGUUGGGGCUUCUUCUUACCUACACUACAUUCAAGGCUGGCGCUGCGCAGUUAAUUUUGAAAGCCGCCCAUGAGCCUGGCAAAUGUGUCGAAGAUAACCUCAGAUCAGUGAACCGGGCUUUCCAAACCCUGGCGCAAAAAUGUAAACCAAAUGAAACCCCAUGUCCGAUUUCGCCUAGAAUACCUUCUAAUUCUAUGGCAGUCUUGCCCAAUGAUCAUGAAGUACCUGUAGAGGCUGAUGCCGCUCUGCGCGAGAGAGAAAACGGCCGAUGUUGCGUGUCGGGCCUGGACAGUGGCCUUCAAGCUACGUAUAUUGUGCCGCCCCAAAUCGUGGAUGAUCCCGAUUUAUUGCCUGGAGGAGCCUUGCGACCUCAUCUCGACGCUGUUUUAUCCCCGGAGACUUCAAAUGAACUGUUCUUGCUCUUAAAAUGCUAUAGUCAGGAAAAUCAGCUGAAAAAUCUAUGGCUAAUGUCUCAGCCUUGGAAUGUCCGAAAAAGCCAUUAUGGAGACUCCUCGGUAACUGGACUUUAUGACGAGAAAUUUUACGCCCAACCAUCAUCGUCAGAUGAAACCCGUUUGCCCCUGCCAGAAGGCUUUUUGCUUGAUGUUCAAAAAGCAUUUGCAUCUAUAAGACGUCUCCAAUCCUUUGAAGAGCAAGUCCAAAACGGGCUGCCGAAGGUACCAGAAGGAAAAAUCGGCGUCUCCUUCCUGCGAGCUCUUGCUAUUAUAUUACCAGCUUUCUUGCUAUCCGCAAUUUACAAUUUGACUGUGAAGGCAGUGGCCCCUUCAAAGCGAAACUGGGUUGCUCGCGUCAAAUUUCUCCCGUUCGGCCUCUGCUUGAAAUAUGGUGGGAGCGUUUCCAAAAAUGAGGCUAAUGCCCUAUUGCUUGUUGAGAAACAUACGACCAUCCCCGCUCCUCAAUUAAUUGAUUUCACCCGUGACAAGCAUGGGACUGGAUUCUUGUUGAUGACAACAGUGCCAGGGAUACCAGCCGAAAAGGUUUACUAUUUAAUGACAUAUGAGGAACGGGAACAACUUGCAAAAGAUUUGGGAAAAUGUGUCUCUCAAUAUCGCCGCAUCAAGAAUUGCCAUCGCAGUCUUAUUUGCGACACUACUGGUGGUCCGAUUACAGACAAUCGAAUUGGUCAUAUUCCAUACGGGCCGUAUGCAACUAAAACCGCUUUUUUGGAUGACCUUACCGAGGGGCUCGAGGAGCUUCGGAGGGAACGGCCACUUUCACUACUUUACGAAAAGGAACAUGAAAUUUGUUUCACUCACUCUGACCUGCACCUCGCUAACCUCCUUCUCGAUGGGGGUCGACUCUCGGGCAUUGUUGACUGGGAGAAUGCAGGGUUCAAACCCGAAUACUGGGACUACACGAGAGCGGUGUGGGUAAAUAUGAGCAGCAAAAGAUACGCCCACCAGCUCCGCCUUGCAUUUGACAAGGACUAUCAGGAUGAAUUAGAAGCGGAACGACUAUUGUGGCGCUUGAAACCAGAAAAGGGGACUGCAUCUGCAGCUACUGAAAUCCCUGGGACCAAUGACUUGCCCAAGUACGGAGUACCUUGCCUGAUAUCGCGGAUGGCUACCCAGAGACUGCGGAUUUCCACUUCGCCCCUGGCAUGGGCGAUUGUUAACGAGCUUCACCAGUCUCGAUAUUCCCACCAUAUCCACCUCUCGAGCAACAGGAGUCCGUACAACUCAGCUGCUGGAUGUUCGAUGCAUCUUGAACCACUACUGCCGGGAUCGACUUUCUGGCACACCACCGCACCGAUAACCUCGACGUUGGCCCAAGAACCCGACAUCCAGGCCGCGACAAAUCCGCGCAGAUCCCUGGCCAGUACGACGGCCAUUCCAUGGGCUCAUUCCAUGCAUGAACCAUCCGCUUGGGCGGCUAUCAAGUUCGCCGUUGCACACCCAGAAGCUGCUGCCCUUGCGGCUGACCCUCGUCCAGUAUCCCGCGUCACAAAGCGUCAGCCUCGGCCAAACCCCAGGUCAGGUUGCGAUAAACUAAUGGGGAGCACAGAUCAAACGUCAGAUGGGGGAUCCUAUGCUAGUCUUUCCUUCUUGUCGCCGCCUUCAUACGCAGCUAAACGACUAGCUUGCUUGGUCACCAUGCAUCCUCUCGCAUCGGCUCGCUCCUCCUAA